UACAACGGACCGGAAGUCACGCGCGUCUUUUUGCGAACAAGGCGUGUUGCAGCGAGGCAGGGCAGAGUGGCGACGUCGUUGUAAUCUGGCAUCUUGGAGGCGGUGUUUUCUUCGUGAUCGGACAAACCGCCGUGGCUUUGUGGAAACCGCCAGCUCCGUAGGCAAAGGGUUAGGCACGGCAACGGACCAGACCUUACCAGAUACGCCAUGCUAGUCCUGGUUCUGGGCGAUCUGCACGUCCCGCACCGCUGCCACAGCCUGCCGGUCAAGUUCAAGAAACUGUUGGUGCCCGGUCGCAUCCAGCAUAUCCUCUGCACGGGCAAUCUGUGCACCAAAGAGUCCUACGACUACCUCAAGACCCUGGCGAGUGACGUGCACAUCGUGCGCGGCGACUUCGACGAGAACCUCAACUACCCGGAGCAGAAGGUGGUCACCGUGGGCCAGUUCCGCAUCGGCCUCUGCCACGGGCAUCAGGUGGUUCCCUGGGGCAACCCGGACAGCCUGGCGCUCAUUCAGCGCCAGCUGGACGUGGACAUCCUAAUCUCGGGCCACACGCACCGCUUCGAGGCGUACGAGCGCGAGAACAAGUUCUACAUCAACCCGGGCUCGGCGACGGGCGCUUACAACGCGCUCGAGAGCAACGUCAUUCCUUCCUUCGUGCUGAUGGACAUCCAGUCUUCGACCGUGGUCACCUACGUUUACCAGCUCAUCGGCGACGAAGUGAAGGUGGAACGGAUCGAGUACAAGAAGUCCUAGGUGCUGGAACACGCCGGCCGUGGAUAGGGCUGUGCCCAAGAAUCCGACCCGUAGAGCGCCGUAUUAUUCUCAGAUUCGUUAGGGCGAGCCAACGUUUGAGUCGAGCCGGGCUGGAAGGGGCUCAUACGUAAUGUAUGUCCUUGGCACUCGCUGCGGUUGGACUGCCCUGGCGAACGCCGAGCAAUUGCUACCGACUAUUGAUCAGUGCUGCUUGGGAAGCUUUUGAUUUUUUUUUUGUUUUGUUAUGUUUGUACAUAACCCCCGAACUCAUUUCAGCACUCGUGGCUUGUUUCUUCAUGCCCGAGCUUCCAAAACCAGAGAGAAAAAAUAGACUAUACAUUCCUUUUUCUUAAAAUUCUUGGGGAGAGCUCUACAAUUAGGCAUGGAAGGGGGGUAAAAAUGAUGACCACAUUUAUCCUCUCUUUUCCCAAUAUGUUUGCAUGAACAGAAUGUCUUGUGUUUAAGUACUGUUACAUUAGCUCUGUUCCACGCCCCGUAUUCGUUUCUCGUGGGAGUCUGUCGGAUAAAAAGAAGCAAAUUGUUGUUCUUACUUUCGUGGGAGCGACGACGGGCAACUCUUAGUCGAGUGUGUACAUGAGAAUUUCUGCUGAAAUAAAAGGCGAAAAGUGGAAUGUAA
Messenger RNA from Ixodes scapularis (black-legged tick), 1393 nucleotides. It is a transcript of the gene Vps29, whose product is annotated as vacuolar protein sorting-associated protein 29. The record is from RefSeq and is a predicted model, not a curated record. The transcript has a single exon. Gene Ontology annotation, cellular component: endosome; retromer complex. The coding region runs from base 208 to 756 and encodes 182 amino acids. Gene Ontology annotation, biological process: intracellular protein transport; retrograde transport, endosome to Golgi. NCBI's taxonomy places the organism in Eukaryota, Metazoa, Arthropoda, Arachnida, Ixodida, Ixodidae.